CAUUACGAGAUUAUUAGCACAAAUCAGUCUCUCACCAAGCGAGCAAAGUACCAUCAACACAUUUUAAACCAGUUUAUCAAACAAUGGAGAACAGAAUACUUGUUGAGUUUAAGAGAAUCGUUCAAAUCGAUUCGACCAAACAGCAAUGUGCAAAUGGCAGUUGGAGAUAUGGUAAUUUUACGGAAUGACAAUUCACGACGCACGUUUUGGAAAUUGGCUAAAGUGGAAAUGUUGCUUCCCAGUAGCGAUGGCACAGUACGGUCAGCUAAAGUUAUGGUUAACGGUGAAAGCGGUAAAUGGAUCACAUUACGGCGACCAAUACAGUAUUUGAUACCCCUCGAAGUACAGGCAAGUGCGACGGACGACAGCUGUGUCCAGAGCCGUGCGGAUCAGCAGAACACAGAAAUAAAAGAUAACGACCAACUACAAAGACGAACACCGAGACGUAAGGCAGCUGUAGUUUGCGAAAUCGUAAGAAGACAACUUAGUUCGUGA
Molecule: messenger RNA, 495 nt
Organism: Paramuricea clavata
Lineage: Eukaryota; Metazoa; Cnidaria; Anthozoa; Malacalcyonacea; Plexauridae
Source: the annotation of a GenBank genome assembly